AUGCCUCCUUCGCCCCAUCCUCCCCUAGCCUGGCUGCAACCAAGUUCGGCGGCAUCCAGGCACUCAUUGAAAAGAACCAAGUUCGCCUCGGUCCUGCCCACUUGGACUCCGGAGGACGCAACUGAAACUUGCCCGGGAGACACGUCUCCCCGGGGACCGAAACCGGCUCGGUGGGGAGCGAGGGGGGCGGCCUCGGCCCCCGCCGUCCCGCACGCCCGCCCGUCACGGAGCGGACCCCCCCACCUCAAGGCGUGCGGGGGCGGGGGCCGCGCGCCCGGGCCUGCCCCUGCGGCGCCCCCUGCCCGGGUCCGGGAAUGGCGGCGUCGGCCGCGCGGGGCCAGCUCCGCGUCCGGCCCGGGAGGACGCCCGGGGAGCUCGCGGCGCGAGGGGAGGAGAGGAAGUUACCUCCGGACGGUCCCGGCUGCGCGGCGGUGGGCAGCGGGCAGGGCGGGCGGUCCGGGGGCCGAGAGUUCCGGCGGCGGCGGUGGUGGCGGUGGCUACCGCAGUGCCCCCCGCCCCAUUGUUUCCCUUCCAAGAGGAUCCCGGCGAAGCCGAGCCCGGGAACCAGGAAGUUCCCCGGCGCGACACCUCCUGCCGCCGCUAUGGAAACGGCCCCCGCCUCCCAGGGCGGCUCGCCCGGGACCCCGCCUCCGCGCCGCCGGCCCCGCCCGCCUCACCGACCGCCGCCAACCGUCGCCGCUGCGGCCGCGGCCGCCGCCAUCUUGGCGCGGCCCGGGCGGCCCCUUCCCGGCGGCACGUGCGCGCCGCCGCGCUCCCGCCGUGCGCGCUCCCGCCGGCCACGGGGGUGCGCGCCCAGGGCUGCAGGUGGGACGCGAGUCCACCGGAGCCCCUCGGCGGGAGGCCGCCCCUUCUGACCCGGGCGCCGCGCUAAAGGCCCGGGGUCUGCGGCGGAGAACGACCGACAUGCGUGUGUGCAGCUGACUGGUCAAGAGGGCGGCUGAGACCUGUGGGGACGUCUCUCUUCUGGUGCAACUGCUUACCGGGUGUCAGACCUUGGACACUUAAAUGUUUUCUGUGCCUCAGUUUCUCCAUCUGGAAAGUGGGAUAGUAAUAGUACCUGCCUCAUGAGACUGUGACCUGGAACAAGCAAGUGCUUGGUAGUUGGUAAUUAUCUGUUCGAUAAAAUGGCAUUGCUUCUGA
This is a messenger RNA of Lemur catta (Ring-tailed lemur), 1161 nucleotides long. RefSeq lists its product as uncharacterized. The record is from RefSeq and is a predicted model, not a curated record. NCBI's taxonomy places the organism in Eukaryota, Metazoa, Chordata, Mammalia, Primates, Lemuridae.